Messenger RNA from Parus major (Great Tit), 7978 nucleotides. RefSeq names its product microfibril associated protein 3 (gene MFAP3). Lineage: Eukaryota; Metazoa; Chordata; Aves; Passeriformes; Paridae. The record is from RefSeq and is a predicted model, not a curated record. The transcript has 3 exons. Bases 2323 to 3348 code for a protein of 341 amino acids.
UGUGCCAGAUCGUUUUUGGCUGACAGGGCAAAAAAGCCUGUUCUGGUGUCGUGGCGAGUUAACCUGUGAUGGUGUCAGGUAGCCAAGGGAUGUGCACAGCAAAACAACAAAUCCCAUCAGGCAGCCUCCCCGGUGAGGCUGGCCCUGGGGUGUUGUGGAUUUGCCCCUUAAGUUGGUUUUUGAGCCGUGGGUGCUGCCAGUCCCCCGCAGAGCUUUGGUGGGGAAGGUGAGCCCUCCCUGCAGCCUCUCCCAUGCUGGGAGCACUCAGAAUGGCUCUUGUCAAAACCAUGCUGUCUAUGUUCAUAAACUUCCCAAGAGUUCCUGUCUGCAGGGCUCUGCCAAAUGUGUCUCCCUGGUUUGACAGAGGGUCAGAGGGGGCUUGCAAAUGGUAUUUCUGCAAGACAUCAGUAGGCUGUGCUCUGUCAGGUGUGUCUCGGUUUAUUGCUUCACGUUACUCCAGGUAUGAAGUGAUGUUAUAAGUAGUGAAUGUAAAACCAUAUAACUUGCAACCUCUUGGGCCCCAAUUUUGCAGUGCCAUAUAGAUGUGUGUAAUUUUAAGUACUAUCAGUGCUUCCACUGACCUCAUUGGGACUACUUAGAGUGCCCUAAGUUAGACACAAAUACACUUCUGCAGGGUAGGAGCCAAGGAUGACUCAUACAAGCACAUGCAUCACAGAUUUUUAUCUUUCCACUGCUAUUUAUUGUUACAACUUAUGGUUUAAUAAAGGUUAAAUGGGUUGAGCUCAGCUUCAGGUUCAGUUAUAGAGUAGACAGUUUCUAUUCUGGCACAUUUCAUCUUGAUUGAGCUUAACACUUUGUUGAGGAAUUGUGAUGUUGGCGCUGAUCACGCUUUAUCCUUUUUGGGUCCUUUAUCAGCUCCAGCAGCUGUUUUGCAUAAGUGCAGUGGAUGAAGAAUAUGGAUUUUGCAAAUCAUUUUAUUGUUCCCAGCACUCGGCAGUGAGAGAUCAUUGUCUGCUUAGCAAUAAUGGCUUUUCCAAAAGACAAACAAUUUCUAAUAAAUCAGACCUCGAAGAAUUUAAUAGUAAAAUUAAAUGACCCAUCACCAAUGGUUUAUGCAUUAUGCAGGCUCAGUGCAAGUAUAGUGGAGAGCAUAUGCAAUUACUGAAGAUAAUUAUUCUUAUGAGGGAAAAUGUUGCUGAGCAUUUCUUGUGUUAAAUAAAUGAGUGAGAUUCCUAAUGUCAUUUAGGAGAAACGUCACAGACGCUUGGAAAUCUUAACAAUUCAAAUUUAAUAAUCUAAAAUGACAAUAGCACAGGCAAAGUACAAGAGGCAUGGGAUUAUUCUCUAAUAAAUCCAAAGUAUCAGUUGGGAGGUUAUUGUUUUAGAAGACUGGAAGCUGUGAGGUGCCUGUGAUUCAAGGGUGAAGAUGAGGGUUUGUGUUUGCUGCAGAACUGUCAUCAGUUUGAACUGCAUCAGGCACUGUGAAGUCAAGUCUGAUGCAUGCAAAAGUGCAUUUUUAGCUGCAGGCAGCUGGGUCAUAGGGUGAUGUCUGCUGAAGGUCUGGGACCACAGCACCUCUCUUGCCACCACAAGCUGUGACAGACCUUUAAAGCAACUCAAAUGUCAGUGGUCCACAAACCACUAUCAGUCCACAGCCUAUCUGUGUGGGGUCUGCAGAAGGUUGCCAAAACAAGCAGGCCAGUGUCAACAGCCUUUUGCAGCCUCUGAAACACUCUGAAAAUACCAGGGGUCUAAAAAUGGAAGAUUAAAACCACUCCCUCCAACAGAAUAAUUGUUUAUCAACAGCAGCCUUAGUAUUUUUAUUUUUCAGACCUAUGCUGUUGCUGUGGGUGGGAUGCUCUUCUUCAGAGGCAGCAGGACUCAGUAAUGCUUUCCCUAAAGUGUAGCUGAUGAGAAACAGGAAUGAAAGAGGCCUUGGUAGUGGUUUUAACUGUUUAGCUGUAGGAAAGUAGCUUCUCCAGCACAAUGGUAUAUUUGAGUUCUCUGCACUAGUCUCAUCUUAAAUGAAAGGACAAGAGGCGUGAUGGAAAACAGAGUGGGACCAAUGAUUAAAAAAGAAAAAAAAAAGAAGUAGGCAGAUGAAGAGAUGAAGGGAUUGCUGUUUACAGAAAAACAAGUGGGGAGCCUGUUUUCCAGUUUCUCCUGCAGGAUUCAGUGGUUUUUACUUCCAGUUUCCACUUCAAAUAUUGAUGGUCUUGAAAGUGCAUUUGGAUCACAGACAUUUUCCAGCACAGAACAAAUCAAGAGCUCCUCUCCUAUCUCAGAGCAAUACAGACAGCUUAAUGUCAUAUGACCUCAUUUCUCCAAAUUAAAUGAAAGAAGAAUUUUCACUAGCUUUCCAUGAAGCUCAGCUAUUGCCUGUUAAUUUUGACUGUUAGUGCUGAUCUUUCAGUUGGAUUCACAGUGGAAAAUGUAGCUUUUAACAGGACAGUUGCUUUCGGGUCUUUCAAUGCAUCACUUCAUGCAGUGUCUCAAGCUUUAAUAAGUUCUCCAGCACACCAUGAUAUCAUAGCCAAAGAGGGGACCAGUAUUUUAAUUGAAUGUAAACUGAAUAUCAGCCAGUAUGAACAUAUCCUUUGGUAUAACUCCAGAGGACACCUGCUUGAACAGAAAGAUGAAGGUGACCGGUGGAGGAUUGCCGAUAACUCCCUCAACAUCACAAAGGUCAGCUUUGCUGACCGGGGCCGGUACACGUGUGCAGGCAUUAAUCAUAACGAGACCUUGUACUACACAGUCACCCUGAGGGUUAUCUUCACCUCAGGGGACAUGAGCAUCUACUACAUGAUUGUGUGCCUCGUUGCCUUUGCCAUCACCCUGAUUUUGAACAUCACCCGCCUGUGCAUGAUGAGCAGCCACCUCCGCAAAACGGAGAAGGCCAUCAACGAGUUCUUCCGCACGGAAGGGGCUGAGAAGCUGCAGAAGGCUUUCGAGAUAGCCAAGCGUAUCCCCAUCAUCACAUCUGCCAAAACGCUCGAGCUGGCCAAAGUCACUCAGUUUAAGACCAUGGAGUUUGCUCGCUACAUCGAAGAGCUCGCCAGGAGCAUUCCCCUCCCGCCUCUGAUCCUGAACUGCAGGGCGUUCAUGGAGGAGAUCUUCGAGGCCGUGCGAGUGGACGAUCCUGAUGAGGUGGGUAAGGAGCACAAGCAGCCCCCCGGCUGCGGGGCCCAGGCCACGCUGUUCCCCAGCAGCGCCGAGAUGAAGCGCAGCGAUUCCCCGGCCGGGGACUCGGACGAUGGCUCCCUGAGCGAGCAGGGCCAGGAGAUCGCCGUGCAGGUGUCCAUCCACCCCCAGUCCCAAGGGCAGAGCAUCGACACUGUGUCUCACGGCAGCUGCCACUCCGUGCCUGCUGAGGAAGGCACCUGCUGAGCCCAGAGAUGCACAGAGGGGCCCAGGAAGCUCGGGUGAUCCAAGGGUACUGUGACAAAAACGUCUGCAAACAAGCUGCUUCAGUCCCACGUGCACAAGAGUUUUCCAAAUUGCAAGGUGCCAGAGCUAGUUCUGAAGUGUGUAUUUUCUGUCAGUGUUGAUUUAACAAUUCCAGUCUGCUAGAAAAGGCCGUUUGGAAUAUUGUGUGGGGGCUUUUCUUUCUAAAGCAGGCUGGCUAUAUUUAAAAGAGUUACAAAACAGGAAUUCUUUGUCCUUGGCUCCUUAGUAGUUUUUGAUACUUCAGAUCUAUGUGAGAAGUGACCAAGCUGAGCAGUACAACUUGCAAUAAGAACUUUUCCUUUGUGAGCUCCUUCUUUCUUCACAAAGUUGAGCUGAAAUUCCUUUGAGUCAGUGUUGUUGUCCUGAUGAAUUGAGUUCUGUGCUCUUUUUGAGUUGCCUCUUGGUGCGUGUAGCCCAUCAGAACCAUGGUGAGCUUGAACAAAUCUGUUUUGUGUCACGUGCUUCUGUGUUGCUAUCAAAAUGUACUGUACUUAGGAAAAGAAUAGUGUCAGGAUCUGCUGCUGGAUUAAAUGAAUUGUUGUAGUUUCAAAGCAGCUUAGAGAACAGCCAGGUCGUCUCAGUUUUCUGUGCAUCUGCAGGAAACUUGUGUGCAUUCUAAAAGCUUUUUGCUUAAACUUGGUGCUGAUUGCCAAAGCGCCUUACCAUGGUCCUGUCCCACAGAACGGAGCAGUGACAGCACUGCUGGCACUGCCUGGCUUUUCAUUUCACUGAUUUCACUCACUAUAGAAAAUCCAAAGUUUUAUAUUGUAUUUGACGUUGUGGUGAGAAAAGGAUGACAGUAAUCACAUUGUGGCAAAACUAGUAAAUGAAUUUAUCAUCUACAGACAGGUGUCUCAGGCACAUCUUCCUGAACAGCAUUAUAACAAAGCAGGUGAAAAGUAGUUAAACUGAGUCGCUCUGCUCUGGCUGGUCCUGUCAGAAGGCAGUGGCAGAGAGAGUGGGGGCUGGCUGAGCUGUUUCCAGCCACUGUUUGCAGGAGGGGACUGACUCACUGAUAGAGCCCAGCCUCGUGUGCUGCAGAGGUGGCAGAAGGGAGAGCUGCAGGUGCUGACAUAUGUAGACACACAAGUACUUCACCAAGGAUCUCCCACCUGGCUUCCUCAGCUGUAGAAAUCCAGCCUCCAGGAAUCAGAGUGCAGACAAGAAUCUACCUUCUUCUUCUACUCUUUGGUGCUGUUUUUUUUCUCCUUAACAUUUGUAAGUUGUAUCACUUAAAUAGCAUUUUAUAUCAUGUUGAGAUUUAGUAGAUGUAAAGCUUGUAAGCACUCCACAAAUUAAUUUCUUACAACUACUGAAAGCAUAUUGCCAUAUAAUUUUAACAACUUGGCAACAGGAGCGCCAUUUAAUUUCACACAACUCUUUUUUCUUUCCUUAUUAUUACAGAAAUGUCAGUUGAACAAGUGAUUCUGGAGGGCUGCUCAGGAUUCUUAAGAGGAUUUGACAUUGCAUUUACAUGAGUAGAGGUGGAAAACAAGCAGGCACAGUGGUAAUAGCAGGGUGGGGCUGACUGUGGUAAUACAUGCUCAGAACGAAGGGGCUGAACAAAUUAUAGUUACCAUAUCAGAGAGAGGGGAAAUGACAGCAUCUAUUACCAUUUUAAACUACCUUCUGGGGAAAUUCCUGCAGUCAGCCACCAGUUAAAUCACCCUAGUUGCCUUUGGCCUGUCGGGUAAGAGUGGUGUUAGUCAGGAAGGAAAUUGCUAGCCUUUAUUACGGUAACAUUCCCACCAGCUUGGUGCCAUUUCCAAGACUGUAGCAAACUUUGUCUGCUUCAGGGGAGUAAAGCCUCUGUACACACUUCGAGUAGCUGCCUCAACAGUGACUUCUUGUUUUGCUUCCAUAGUUUGAUGGCACUUUAUGUCCAGGUGAGAAGUUUGUAUAGUGUUGUGUAACCUGUAUGGUUUCUUUUAAGUUUUUUGAGGUUAUCAGUGUUAAAAGAUACUCUGUGGAUAAAUACCUAUUUCUCUUAGAAGAAGGAAGCUGCUGGCCUCACUUCUGUGCUACAAUGGGUUCUGCAGGUUUGUUGCACAUGUGAGAGGACAGAUUUGGGAGUUUGCACCCUUUUGGAUGUGCAGGUCCAAAGAGGUGAAGGCUACAAGAGGGAAUGAUCUGUUUUAAUCUCCUUUGUGCCACAGGCCAUCAGAAUGUACCUACACCUGCCUUAUUUCCAUAUAAACAGCUCUCCUUGCUUCUGUGGAACUGUUGCAUGAUAUGCAACAUGAUAUGGAUGUGUUACCCCUAAAUGCACACACAGAGAGAGGUGCCUCUACAAAAUCUAAACUAUUUAAUUGCUUGAUUAUGAUUGACAGAUGUCACAUCAGAAGUGGCAGCUUACAGGCAGCAGAAUGACACUGGAGGUGUGUCAGAUGGGUGUCAGGAGAGCAGUUUCGAGACUGAUUUGAUCUCUUUUUUGAUUUUUAUAUUUUAUUUAUGUAGCUCCAAGUUCUUACUGAGCACAGUUACCUGGUGUCUUCAUACAUCCUAUUACUGGUUGAGAGGAAAGAGUGACCAUGCAUAAAGGUCCUCAGAAAUGCAGUUGCAGUGUCAAUUGCUGGAUAGCAAAGCUGAGAGUUUUCCUGAAUUACUACAGUAUUUUGUUCCUUAAAGGAAUUUCAUUCCUGGGAAGGACAUUGUUCUGUAAGGAUUUCAGUAUAUCAGGAGUACCUUCUGAAUGUAGGAGAUGAUCCUACUCCCACUGAAUUCAAUUAGAGAGGAUUUGGAGCUCUGUGCAUUUUAUAGGAUUUUUAUGCAUCUGAAGGCAAGGACGAUAGUGAUGUUAAAUGGUAAAAGUGAUUUCCAGAGAAUGAAAUAUGACACCAGUUUCCAAACAACUUCUGAACUAUUCUUGUUACCCUGAAAGUAGAUGAGUUCACUUAAUGUCUUUGAUGAAUCCAAUUGAACAUUAACAUUGAAAGUGUUUCUCUCUUAACUUUUUGUAGGAUGAGAAGAAUUUACAGUGGUUUCCUUGCUUUAAACUAAAGUCUCUGACAAUCACAAGGCUAUUCUAUCUCUUCUUUGUGACUUAUUUUAAAAAUAUGUAAAAUCUACUCGUUAUCCAAGAGUACCUAAAACUAACUUUGUAGUGAUUAUUUGUAUUACCUGGAUUGUAAAGUAACUGUUUAAUGUAACCAUGUAGGAUUUCAUACUUUCAUAAAAUGAAUUGGUAGAUUUGCAAAAUAAAUUGAAAAGAAAAACCUUGUUCUGCUGGAAUUUUCUGUUUUCCAAGUGAGGAGUGCCUGUCUCUCCAAGGUUAUGUAGCAGCUGUAUUGAGCUCAGCAGAAUGUUGUUCUUCAGCCUGACAGAGGUUACUGGGAUAUUCAGUCAUCUGAAGGACCAUUCCUGCUAUGGCAUCUUUGGAUCUGUCUUGUUUUUGUUUGGUUUUUUUUUUUGUCUCAAAGUCUUAACAGCAUCUAAUAAUUGUUCCCAGCUGCAUAUACAAACAGGUACAGACCUGAAAUACCAAAGACCUUGUUUACUUCUUUGUUUCACAUUGUGUGUGUGACCUUCAGCCAUAAAUCUGUUUUAUUUGUUCCUACCUUUUUCACAUGAUACUACUAUUCUGUAUUGUAAGCACUUUUCUUUUUGUAAUCCCUCACCCCAAACACCAAAAUUCCACCUUGCUGAGAAGGCUGUAGUGCCUUCCAUGGGGGUGUGCAAGCGUGAAUGAGAGCAGGAUUCACCCACACUGCUUUUAAAGAAGAGUCUCUGGAUGCCAGUUUCUGCACAAGGCAGAUAAUGGCAUUACAGCUGAAUAUUUGGGGAUUUUCCCCUGAGAACCAGCUGCCUAAAGGAAGAAUUAUUGGACCCAUACUCCUCAUGCCAGGUCAGUACUCAGUCAGCAUCUGUUUUCUAUCUCCUUGUUACAAGAGAUGCAUUAAUGAUAACAGUUCAGUUUUUUAAAGCUCCUGUAACCUGAUCCCUCAUGAUCCUAUCCACAGUGAACAAAUUCAUCUGCAUCCAUUUCCAGCACUUUUCCAUCUGGUAACAACAGAUCAUUGAAAAGGGAGCUGCAUUAAGGAUGAUUGUACUUUCAUUUUAGGUUCACACCUUAAAAAGUACAUUUUUUUCUUAAUGUUAUAGCACUUCUGUGAGUGAAGUCUCCAGCUGGAGACACAGCAGAGACACCACGGUGUCAUUCAACUCAGGCAAGUUACAGCUUUAUCGACUUCCCUUCAGCCAGGUCAUUUCACACCAGCUGAGUCUCUUUCCUCUCCUCUUUUUUUUAAUUGGACAGCAGCUCAUUCAGAUGUCUCCAAAUAACUGCCAGCUUUUUUGCAUGUGGAAGUGAGAAUUACACCAUCAUUCAAAAAAGAAAAAAAUUGUUCUGGUAAAUGCUGAAAUAUCAAAAAAAGCUCUAAAAGCUGGGAAGUUGUUCUUUAUCCCUGGUAAAACAGUACCUAUUCUUCGGUCAUGCCUGGCUGCCAAUGAGCGCAAUAAUACCGAGCAAUUAGGUCUUUCAUUUGCGUUAGGCUAAUUAAUUGUUUGCACAGUGCCCUGAAUAUGGAAUCAUUUUCCUUUUGGAAAGAAUAAAAGGAUUAGAAUGGCUUUA